Messenger RNA from Penicillium cinerascens, 561 nucleotides. RefSeq names its product ribonuclease P Rpr2/Rpp21/SNM1 subunit. The transcript has a single exon. The record is from RefSeq and is a predicted model, not a curated record. Gene Ontology annotation, biological process: RNA processing. The coding region runs from base 1 to 561 and encodes 186 amino acids. NCBI's taxonomy places the organism in Eukaryota, Fungi, Ascomycota, Eurotiomycetes, Eurotiales, Aspergillaceae.
AUGCCGCCUAUUGAGUCUCCUCAAUUGCGCUUCCUUAGCGACGCCGCUCAGUUGCUGAGCUCGUGCAGCCCCUCUACGGCUGCACAUCUGCUGGAUGCGCAUACUCGUGUCAUUCACGACGACCACAAAUUGCUCAAUGUGCGACAGCAGAGGCAUCACUGUGGAUCAUGUGGUAGUCUUAGACAGUCCCAAUCGACUAAAAUUGUUAACGUGCGGCCGAAGAAAAAGUCUGCGCGUGGCUCCGGCGCGAAGGUGUACAAAUGUACGCGCUGCCAACAACGCACGGUGAUCCCGCGCAGAAAAACAAUUGCAAAGGCACAGUCGCGUACAUACACCGCAGCCACAUCAUCCAUUCCUACAUCAUCUACAUCCACAGAUGUAACUAGCUCUACGAAAGCUUCUUCUCAGCAUCCGACGGCAGAGCCGCAACCCAGCAAGGCCGAGGAAAAUGCCGGCAGCAAGAAGCGCGCCAAGGCACGCAAGCAAGGUGGACUUCAAGCACUACUUGCCGCCAAAAAAAAUGCACAACCCUCACUCGACCUGCUCGACUUUUUGCAGUGA